Messenger RNA from Nanorana parkeri, 1491 nucleotides. RefSeq names its product coiled-coil domain containing 24 (gene CCDC24). Lineage: Eukaryota; Metazoa; Chordata; Amphibia; Anura; Dicroglossidae. Bases 56 to 1483 code for a protein of 475 amino acids. The record is from RefSeq and is a predicted model, not a curated record. The transcript has 9 exons.
CGCCGGACCCCCUCAAAGUACGAAGGGUCCAUGCGGAGUCCCAGCCGGUCCUGACAUGUUGCAGCCCCUGAGUGACCAGGACAGCGGCUAUGGAGAGAUCAGUGACCCCCCGCCGUCGCUCUGGAGGCUGGUGGAGGAGCAGGUACCCGCCAGUGAGAGGGCCGAGAUCAAGAGGAUUCUGGGAGAGGCCGCCGUGGACCUGAGCCUGGACCUGCACGCAGAGGUUGAGGUUCUGCUGGAACUGUGUAGAGAGACCAGAUCCUCCAGUCCUGCCUCCUUCCAGAGACCCCCCAGCCGCUGCUCAGUCCUGGCUGACCCUCCGGUGAUAAAGGAGAUGGUGACGCAGGAAAUUCGGAUGUUACUACUCAGUGUGAGGAGUAAAGCGCGACACCAGGGCCUUGACGAGGACCAGGCCCUUUCCAAGUACAACCCCAAGGUGGUGACGUACGUGAUGGGGCCCGGGCGGCCGCAGAGCAGAGCCCGGUCCAGAGAGAGCAGAUGGGGCCGACCCAUAAGCCAAGCUGGAGGUGAGCGGCCUCUCUCCUCUCUCUCUACUGGCUCCAGCAUUGAGGACGACCUGGAGGAACUUAAGGACAAACUCAAGAUUUCUGACAUUGAUGUAGUUGUACGACACCUUCAAUCCCUACUAGAGGACGAGUGUCAGUCCCUGAAGAGAGACAUUACCAACCUGCAGGUAAGUGACACCCAGAUACAGCAACAGAGGAGAGACAGGGGGGACAUUAGAGUUUCCUUUGUCUUCUUGGUGAGGUCGGUAUCUGUAGACGGAUCUGAAGUCUCCUUAUUUGUGUUUUCUAUACAGCAAAACCUUGAAGACGAUUGUCUGUACGCGGAGGAGACGCCGCCGGCCGAUCCCUCUCUGACAGAGCUGAAGGAGGAGAGACGGAUCAUCGAGAGGGAUCUGCAGCUCGAUCAGCUGUCAGCGACGUCCGUACAAUCACCCAAGAACAGGACCCCGGCCAGGUCACGGGAUGCCGUAAAAAGAGACUUGUUGGGAGCGCCGGAGUUCCGGGCACCUCCACAGACAUCCAAUCCGUCCCAAUCACACCAAUACAAGAUGGCGCCGUGCCCUCCACACCCAAAACUGAGCUCACCGGCGAGGAAGAAACAGGACGCCUUGUCCUCCCCCCUGCCCGUGUCCUCCCCCCUGCCCGUGUCCUCACUAAGAAGCCCGGACAGGAUUCCAUCUGCUGGACAGGAAGUGGGCCCGGAUUACCCUCAUAAACCUGCUAAUGCACCCGGCAGUCUGGAGCGCCUGUCCCGGGCAUACCCCCCGAGCCGGAAUCAGGGACUACCCACCAUGAAUUGUGUCCCCGCAGACAGCAGUCGGUCCACACAUGGAGGGAAGCCACCAGAUGCUUUGUAUGUUCCCGCACCUCCCCCGGCUCACAGACCACCCAGCGGUGCCAGCUUGGUGCCAGCAUUCCGCAGAGUGAGGGCAAAGCUUCCAAACAUGCCGCCCUGAUCCGAAAC